Molecule: messenger RNA, 3261 nt
Organism: Malassezia vespertilionis
Lineage: Eukaryota; Fungi; Basidiomycota; Malasseziomycetes; Malasseziales; Malasseziaceae
Gene: PEX1
Product: Peroxisome biosynthesis protein pex1
Exons: 1
Coding region: 1-3261 (1086 amino acids)
Biological process (GO): protein import into peroxisome matrix
Cellular component (GO): cytosol; peroxisomal membrane; peroxisome
Molecular function (GO): ATP hydrolysis activity; ATP binding
Source: RefSeq, a predicted model, not a curated record
AUGGGCCCAAAGCGCGCUGCGAGCGCGCGACUUGCUGUCGACCCCGCCUUGCGCGCGAGUCUCGUGCACUUACCGGCAUCGCUGUGCUCUGCACUGCUGGCGCGCGAUGUUGUGGCGCAGACAGUGAUUGUCGAGCUCCGUGCUUUGGAAUCCGUGUACUACUGCGGCUGGACAGGGCUUAGCGCCUCGCAGUCUGUCUUGGAUGAUCCGCACAACAGGCCGGGCGAGCGGGUGGCAGUGAGCACCUCACUUGCAUCACUGUUCACGCCGCCGCUGCGUGAUGGCGCCGAGGUCGGAGUACGCCUGUUUCGCUCGCCGCCGGUGCCUGUCGCAAGUGCCGUGCACGUAACGCCAAUGCACCCCGACGACUGGGAGAUUCUGAGCAUCCAUGCGGACGAAGUCGAGGCGAACAUGCUUGCGCAGGUCCGCGCCGCGCGGCAAGGUCAGGUGCUGGCCGUCCAGGUCGGCCGCAGCGCAUCGACCGUGGUGCGGUUUGUCGUGGACAAAACCGAGCCGCGGACGAGGCUCGGGGAGGAGGAUAGCGCGCCGGUUGCUGUGCGUCUUUCUACUGAUACCGAGGUGAUUGUCGCGCCGAAAGAGCGCGCGCACGAAGAAGGAGCGGCGCAUGUGCUGCCCACGGAAAUGCACGACGCGCCGCUUUCGCCGCAGCGCGCCGCCCAAGCGCUCGCCCAAGUGCUUUGGCGUGUGCUUCCUUCUUCUGCACGGCCUGUCGGCGACGAACUGGCAUGGGGCGCGCUUGUGCCCAUGUCACACACGCCUCCGAGCGUCGAAGCGCCUUUUUAUGAGCUCGUCUCCCUUGCGUUUCCCCAAGGAAGGGUGUGCAUCACAAAAACAGCGUGCCCUGCACUGGAGCAGGAGUCCGAGGAGGCGUUGCCGCAAAACGCAACGGCAAGCACUGUAUUCCUGCCCGCGACGGACCUCUUUUCCGCACACGCCAAGACGGAAGCGCUGCGGCGCGUCGAGAUCGACGCACAAGACACGGACGAUGUGCCACCGAGCCCAACGCUCCGACGUGCCCCGGCGGAUCUUGUAUGGCCCGCUGGGCACGUCUGGCUGGGCGACGAGCUCAGGGAAAAGCUCGGCGUGCUUGACUACGAUCUCGUCCGCUUCUCGGCGCCGCCACCCGGCGCAGUACAAGCCAAGGCAGCGAGUGCGCCGCUCGGCGUCCAGCUUGCUGCGCCCAGCGCACUGGCCGGAACACAGGCAGUUGUCGAUGCCUGUACAUUUACGGUGCGCAACGUCCAUCUUAUGCGCAUGCUCCAGGCUGCAGAGCAGGGCCGAUUCGAUACUUUUGAGCACGUUGCAGCCGUCUCGAAACCAUACACAAGCACCUCAGGCAUCCUCCUGACGGGCUCUUCGGGGAGCGGCAAGACGACCAUUGCGCGUGCGGUCGGCGAGGCACUUGCGUGCGAUCCUUCUGCCCUCUUUCAUACCAUUACGAUCGAUUGUGCACAGUUUGCCGAGGAGCGGAUGCCGCUGGUCCGUGCACGAUGCAAGGAGUGGCUCGACGACGCUGCAUGGCAUGCACCGACACUGCUGGUCCUCGACAAUAUUGAUAUGCUGAUGCCGGUGGAGCAGGAAAAUGUCGACGCGGCGCGCGCACAGCGGUUGGCCGAGGCGCUAGUCGCCAAGGUGCAUGCGACUGUGCAGGAUUACGAGGUGUUUCUGCUUGCUACGGCGCAGUCCAGCACGAGUGCACAUGCUGCGCUGCGUGGCGGGCGGAUAUGGACAGAGACAAUUGCGAUCAAGGCGCCAGGGAAGGAGGAGCGCAAGGCGAUGCUACAUGCACUGGUCGAAAAUGCGAUGCGGACAGAGGUGCAUACAGAGGAGGAAGAGAAGGGGGAGAAGAGUCUCGCGAAGAGCGACGAGAAAACACUUGAGGAACGCCUCGAGGACCCAUCUGCACCGCACGCUGCGCAAAUGCCCGAAAGCUCUUCUUUCGAACCCGCUUCUGCCAAAAACGUUUCACCCGAGCUCGACUGGAUUACAUUGGUGGGCAAAACAGACGGCUACCACAUCGCAGACCUUGAAACGCUCACACAGCGUGCCGUACACCAAGCGACUAUCCGAUGUGUGCUUGAAAGCGGCGCCGAGCAUGUGUCCCUCACCAUGUCCGACUUUGACAAGGCGCACGAAGACUUCACGCCGCUCUCCUUGCGCAAUGUCAAGCUAGAGGCUUCCAACACAAACUGGUCAGACAUUGGCGGACUGCAAGCCACGCGCCAAACGCUACGCGAAACCAUCGAAUGGCCGACCAAGUACGCGGCGAUCUUUGCCAACUGCCCACUCCGCCUCCGCUCCGGCCUGCUUUUGUACGGGUACCCUGGCUGCGGCAAGACGCUUCUUGCGAGUGCCAUCGCCAAAGAGACGGGCCUCAACUUUAUCAGUGUAAAAGGACCCGAGCUGCUCAACAAGUACAUUGGCGCAAGCGAAAAAUCCGUGCGCGACCUCUUUGAGCGCGCACAGGCAGCCAAGCCAUGUGUCCUCUUCUUUGAUGAGUUUGAUUCCAUUGCGCCGAAACGUGGGCACGAUUCUACCGGCGUUACCGACCGUGUAGUGAAUCAAAUGCUCACACAAAUGGACGGCGCCGAAGGACUUGAUGGAGUCUAUGUGCUUGCAGCGACAUCGCGGCCCGACUUGAUCGACUCGGCGCUCCUGCGUCCAGGGCGUCUUGACAAGUCCUUGCUGUGCGACAUGCCCAGCCUCGAGGACCGCCUCGACAUUUUGCAGGCAAUUGCACACAAGGUGCCAUUGGAUCCAAGCGUCGAUUUGACACACUGGGCGCGCGUCACCCAAGGGUUUUCUGGCGCCGAUUUACAGGCGCUCUUGUACAAUGCGAGCCUCGAAACGAUCCACGAAACGAUCCAAGCGAGCGAUGCGCCGGUUUUGAAUGAGGCGCGCGCGUCUGGGCUGCAGUACGCGACGCUGGCACAGGCAAAUGCGCCACAUGCCAAGGCACUCAAUGGCGCUGAACGCGCCGCACUUGCUGAGCGACUGGGGCGGAUUGUAGGCUCGGCGCAUGCGACACAGAAAGAAAAGCGCACAGCAGCGCCCAAAGAAAAACAGCUGGUCGAAACGCGCCACAUUGCAUCUGCAUUCAAUACUACGCGGCCCAGUGUCCCGAAAGAAGAUAUUGCGCGACUCGCGCGUGUGUAUCGCACAUUUAAUGGCGAGCGCGAAGCGGAUUUUCCGGAUGGCGAAGCGAGUACCAAUGUAGGUGCACGGACAAGUCUUAUGUAA